Molecule: messenger RNA, 993 nt
Organism: Durotheca rogersii
Lineage: Eukaryota; Fungi; Ascomycota; Sordariomycetes; Xylariales; Xylariaceae
Product: putative iron reductase domain protein
Exons: 3
Coding region: 269-907 (212 amino acids)
Source: RefSeq, a predicted model, not a curated record
CGAGAUGAAGGGCACUAUGCGCGAUGGCUCGAUUUAUCCUCCCCCCCUCUGAGGCGGUCAUAUUGCCACACACGCAUCCGCCGCUGCGGAGUGAUAUCUCUAAAUUACCGUAUUAUUUCUGUCGAUGUCACCUCUUGACAUGCGAUCGUGGAGGGUGGUGUCCGAUGUUCGAUGGUAUAAAUCAAGCAAACCGUCCUCUCUCUCAUCCCCUCGGACACCGAACAUGUCUUGCUAGUUACUGUCUCAGCUGUACCAGGGAAGUAUAAUCAUGAAGUGGUCUGUGAUCGCUGCCGGCAUUGCUGGCCUGGCUAGCCCUGUCCUCGCCCAGCUAGACUCCACUCCCUUUGUCGACGCCGACACUGGUAUAACCUUCCAAUCCUACACCAGCGCGGAGGGUAUCACCUACCGAUUAGCACUUCCAGAGAAUGCUACGGAUGAGGCCGGGUACGAUGUGAUCCUUCAGGUUGUGGCACCGGUGGAACUGGGAUGGGCCGGCUGGGCUUGGGGCGGCGCAAUGGUCUACAAUCCGUUAACCAUCGUGUGGCACGACGGGAACACGGUCCACCACUCUCCGCGGCAGGCCACCGGAUACUACGUUCCGGCUGUCUACCCGGAUUCCCAGUACACGGUUCUUGACGGAACCGGCGUCAACGAGACGCACUUCAAGUUCACCGCGCUUUGUGCGGGCUGCGCCAGCUGGGCCGAUUUCGAAGGGAACCCGUUCAUCCUGAACGGCGCUGGCGACACCAACUUCGCCUACGCGUACUCGAUGUCGCCUGUCGAAGAGCCCACGAACCCGGAGACGGGUUUCAGCAUUCACGACCACGUCGGCCGAUGGAUUCACGACCUGGCCGGCGCGCGAUCGGACAAGUUCGCGGAAUGGAUAGCCACGAACACGCCUGAGUAGGUGUAUCUAUGACGGCUAGCUGUCCAACGUGGCAACUCGGACUUCUAAUCAGAGCAGUACGGAACUAUAAUACUCGAGGCAUUCGU